Messenger RNA from Oryza brachyantha (malo sina), 1497 nucleotides. RefSeq lists its product as uncharacterized. The transcript has 3 exons. The record is from RefSeq and is a predicted model, not a curated record. The coding region runs from base 1 to 1278 and encodes 425 amino acids. Lineage: Eukaryota; Viridiplantae; Streptophyta; Magnoliopsida; Poales; Poaceae.
AUGGCGGCAAUGGCGGGUGGGAGUAAGCCGCUGAGGCUGAAGGACCUCCUGGAGCUGGACUGCGAGUCCUGCAGCGCCGCGGGCUUCCGCUGCUACCCGCGCCGCCUUUGCGUCCCCGGCGCGGCGGCGGCAGCCACCGUCGCCUCGUCGCCGAUGAUGCAGCGCGGCCCCAGGCUGUCCAGCCUCUCGAAGAGCCUCUCGCGCCGGCUCAGGGGAGGCUUCUGGAGGCGCCAGCAGGACGACGACGAAACCGCCGCGGCGCCGGCGGGCUCCGGUGCCUCCGCAGUGAACAGCACCAGCUGCUGCAGCAUCUCCGACUCCGAGACGUCCGACUCGAGCAAUUCCACCGGGAGGAAGUCGCACUCCCCGUCCGAGUCCGAAUUCUCGUCGGCCAGCUCCGACAGCCUGCACGCCGGUGACCCCUCCACCGCCGGAGCCGAGCACGAGAUGAUGAAGAGGGAAUCCGAGGAGGAGGAAGCUGAGGACAAGGAGCAGCUCAGUCCGGUGGGCGUCAUGGACUUCCCGUUCGACGAAGACGACGACGGCGAGGAGGACGACGGCGCCGCAGCCGUCGAGGAGGAGGAAGAGAGGGCCGCCGCUGGUGCACGCGCCUUCUCCUUCAGCGACAGCCUCGCCCAGCUCCAGCUCCAGAGGAGAAAGAUGAAACAGGAGCCCAAGAUCCGACGUCUCGAGAGCAAUGGGGAGCUCGUCGGCACGAAUCUCGAGGCGCGGUUCGCCGCCUCGGAGUCCGACGGCUUCACCGACGACGAAGUCGUCGUCCCGGUACAGCUCCAGUGCCGCAGCACCGACGCAGUGACGCCGCCACGACGGGACGAUCACCGGAGCGGCGGCGGCUGCGGCGCCGCUGCCGGAGAAGAUCCCGACGAGCCGUGCGGCCUCCUGGACCUACUGGUGGACACCGUGUCGGCCGGCGUGGUGGACGGCGUCACGGAGCGGCUCCUCCUCGACUUCUUCGUCGAGGCGAAAUGCGGCCCGGGCCAUGUCGAUCUGCGCGCGCCGGCGACCAGCCUGUCGCGCGAGCGCCAGCGGCGAGCGGACGGCGAGACGCUGAGGCUUGCCAAGGCCUGGCUGGAGGAGGGCGGCGCGGGGUGGAGCUUGCACGACGUGCUGCACCACGGCGAGGAUGUCAUGGCGCAGAUGGAGCGGGGCCGGCGGUGGGCGCACACCGGCGAGGAGGUGCGCGAGACCGGCGUGGUGGUGGCGGCCAUGGUGAUCGACGAGCUCUUGCAUGAGCUGGUGAGUGACCUCACUACGUAGGUUUCUGAAGCGAAAAAGAAUUACUUCGGAUGUCAACUGGAGUCAGGUUCGGUUUGGCUGAAAACUUGUAAUAGGGGUGUAGUGAUUUAGGUACUGUGGAAUAAGAAUGUGUAAAUAGUUUUGUUAGGAAGAUCACUGCUCUGUUUGCAUGUAAAUCUAUAAUCUACAGAUCAUCAAUCCAAGGACAUUUAAGAAUUUCAGAGUGCAAUCAACCAGGGU